Molecule: messenger RNA, 850 nt
Organism: Linum trigynum
Lineage: Eukaryota; Viridiplantae; Streptophyta; Magnoliopsida; Malpighiales; Linaceae
Source: the annotation of a GenBank genome assembly
CUCCCUGGCAGUGGCGGUCACGCCCAUGACUGGGUGCAAAGGUUCUGAGAACUGCCGCUGCUUUUACAACGUGGCGCUGCAUCAAUUUCACCACAUCGAGUUCCCCCAAGGCCUGCAGGGCAAAAGGUACCGCGGAUCCACAAAGGGGUGGCUGUGCAUUGUGGAUAAAGCGCCCGGUAUCUCGUUGUUGAAUCCUCUUACCAAGACCGAGAUCGCUCUUCCACCCGCAACAUCUUUUCCUGGUGUGCUGGCCUACCGCCCAGAGAAGGCCUGGGGUGAGUACCUGCUUCAAAUGGCAGAUGGUUCCGAGGAAUCCAUUAGCAAGAACUUCUUCUUGAAGAAGUACCUGAAGAGGGUCGUUGUAUCUGCUGAGCCCACCUCGCAGGAAUGCAUCGUGAUGGCCAUCCGCUGGAACACCGAGGAUAAUCGCCUGGCAUUCUGCAGGCCUGCUGAAAUUGAGGCAAAACAUGGGUUGGAAUUCUCCCAUUUCAAAUUUUGUGGCCUGAGAGUGAUUCUAGGAAGGUCAUUUUAGUAAUUGCACUCAAUUCAUGUUUAUAUAUUAAAAAUGUUACCAAUGGAGUUCGAACAUUGGUCACUUGAAUGAAGAAAGAGCAUUAUAACCAAUUAGGCUAUAUUUUAUUUAUUCUUAUUUCUUUGAUUGAACUCUAGGAAUAUGUUUGGUGAUGAUGCUUCUAUAUUUAUAUUUUAUCUUAAGUUAUUUAUAUUUUAUAGAAAGAUAUUAGUUCUGAAAUUGGAACUCAAGUAGUAUUGAUUCAAACAUUAAUAUUAAAUUGUAUGUGUUGUUUAGUUCAGACAAAAUACAGAAGUGUAAUCAAAACAUGGACUUUUG